AUGAGUUUCCUGGCAGACCGGAUGCUUUUGGCCCCACUCACGGGUGAGGAAACAUUCGGCAAAGGAGUCAUCAUUAAGGGAGAGUUCAACGACGACGUCACCGAAGAGACAUGUCUGGGUAUUAAGGAGGAACCACUAUAUCAUGGGGAUGAAGCGAGGGAUGGAGUGAGCAACGUGGAAAGGAAGCAUGGAUGCUUUAACCUUCAUAAUCUUCAUGGCAACAGACACCAAACAUAUGCAAAGGAUUCGUGUGGCUUAGCUCAGAAUUCUAAUGACUUGAUGUUAAGAGAUGCAUUUGUCGCUGAGGAUUGUGGGAACAAGUUUUCACCAGAUGGGGAUCAGGCGAUGCGCAAAGAAAGUCUUGAGGAGGAGUUAAGGCAAGAAAUAGAAGCAUUGAAACGUUUUGCAUGUGAAGUGUGUGGCAAGGCAUUCUCCACAAAAAGUAAUAUGUACUUUCACGUGAGAGUCCACACAAAGGAAAAGCCAUUCAGCUGUGAUAUUUGCAGUUAUGCCUUCUCACAGAAAGGUAACCUAGUGAGACAUAUGAAAGUUCACAAAAAGGAGAAUCCAUAUAACUGUGAGAAAUUCAACAAGCAAGACAGAACGCAGUCACUUUUGGUCUUCUCUGAUCUCUUUGAAGGGAAUGCUUCUCCAAUACGUAAUGGAGGUAAUAUGUCGAGCAGAGUUCUCUCAAGCGGAGUCUCUCUGCGUCGACGCCCAAGGAUAGGAACUCUAGCUGAGACGAAUUUACUUGGACAAAGUGUGUGGAGAAAAAAGAGCACUAUCGAUUUUAAAUAUAAUGUAAGUGUGCAAAGAAUGACAAAUAACAUAAAAGCCACAGUCACCUCCUUCCACAAGGCCGUCCAACGUUCCCUCGAGUCCUCGUCCUUACUCCCGUUCUGA
Penaeus indicus is the source of this 903-nucleotide messenger RNA. RefSeq names its product zinc finger protein 679-like. NCBI's taxonomy places the organism in Eukaryota, Metazoa, Arthropoda, Malacostraca, Decapoda, Penaeidae. Gene Ontology annotation, biological process: regulation of transcription by RNA polymerase II. Gene Ontology annotation, cellular component: nucleoplasm. The transcript has 5 exons. The record is from RefSeq and is a predicted model, not a curated record. Gene Ontology annotation, molecular function: RNA polymerase II cis-regulatory region sequence-specific DNA binding; DNA-binding transcription repressor activity, RNA polymerase II-specific. Bases 1 to 903 code for a protein of 300 amino acids.